AUGCCGGUACUACACAACGCUGAAAAUCCCGCCUCUAGGGUGACAAAUUCUGUUGCCACGAGAUACGUAGUAGCAGUUCUUGCUGCUUGGGCGGCGGAAACAGUUACAUACCCAUUCGAUCUGACGAAAACGAGACUUCAAAUUCAAAGCGAGGUAGCGGCAGCAAAACAUGGCUUUAAGGUAGAAAAUAUAGGCAUGAUCAAAACAGCGGUGGGUAUAGCCAAGCAGGAGGGUGUACUCAAAUUGUGGACCGGACUGAUGCCAAUGUUCCAGAGGCACGUCAUAUACUCUGGAUGCAGGCUAAUCUUCUACGAAAAGCUCAGGGACGCGUUGAAGGACAAAAAUGGCAAGGUGUCACUGGCGUCUGCAUCAUUUGGUGGAUUGGUGGCCGGCUCCUUGGCACAGCUGAUCGCUUCACCCACUGACUUGGUGAAGGUGCAGAUGCAGGCCGAAGGGCGCAAAGUUUUACAGGGUAAACCUUUGAGGUUCAAAACCUGCAGCCAGGCGUACGCUGUUCUUUAUUCUGAAGGAGGGCUCAAAGGAUUCUGGAGAGGUGCCGUGCCAAAUGUACAACGGGCCGCGUUAGUGAACAUGGGAGACUUGGCAGCAUACGAUUACUCCAAGCAGUUUCUAAUACGCGAGUUCGGUAUGGCUGACAACGCGUUGGUGCACGCGGUGGCGGCUUUCUCGGCCGGAUUCGUUGCUGCGGUAUUGGGUAUGCCAGCUGACGUCAUGAAGACCAGGCUGAUGAAUCAACCCGUUGGACCGGAUGGAAGGGGCAAACUAUACCGCGGCAUGAUCGACUGUUUCCAACAAUCGGUGAGGAACGAAGGUAUAAUGUCACUCUAUAAAGGUUUUCUGCCUCUAUGGAUGCGGUUGGGGCCAUGGGCUCUCAUAAACUGGAUAGCAUUCGAGAAUAUCAUGCUUGGUAUAGGAGGGCGAACAUUCUAG
Molecule: messenger RNA, 951 nt
Organism: Diatraea saccharalis (sugarcane borer)
Lineage: Eukaryota; Metazoa; Arthropoda; Insecta; Lepidoptera; Crambidae
Source: the annotation of a GenBank genome assembly